AUGAAUUUGCAACAUGGGAUGUCUUCUUAUUGCAUUACAAUUCACAUUUUGGUUAAAGCUAGGCUUUUUAAGGAUGCCAAGGCAUUGGUUGAAUCAAUUUUAGUCAACAAAAAAUCCAUGCAUGAUGGUCCUGUUGAAAUGCUUAACAAUGUUCUGGAUUCACUGCUUGGUUCUUAUGAAGUUGUGGGUUCGACCCCUUUUGUCUUUGAUUUGUUUAUGCAAACUUGCGCUAAGCUGAGGAUUAUUGAUAGUGUUGUUGAUGGUUGUAAAGUCUUGGAUGAGCGUGGGUUUGGAUUGAGUGUUAUUAGUUAUAAUACUUUGCUUCAUGUUAUGCAAAAGUCUGAGAAGACUUCUCUGGUUUGGAGUUUGUAUGAGCAUAUGAUUGACAAGAGAAUGUACCCAAAUGAAGUUACUUAUAGGAUUUUGGUUCGUGCUUUGGGUAAAGAAGGGAGGCUAAAGAGGUUUUUGGAUGUGGUGGAGAGGAUUCAUGGCAAGAGAUGUUCUUUACUGGGCAUGGUGGUGAAUACUUGUUUGGUGUUUGGUUUGAUAGACAGGGGUAAAGUUGGAGAGGGGAUGAAUUUGUUGAAGAAGAUGUUGCAGAAGAAUAUAAUUCCUGAUACCAUUUCAUUUUCGUUGGUUAUAAUGGCCAAGGUGAGGAUGGGGGAUCUGGAUGCCGCAUGGGAGGUAUAUGAGGAAAUGCGUAAGAGGGGUUUUGAAGGGAACUCUUUUGUAAGUACUUCGUUUAUUGGUGCUUACUGUAAGCAGGGGAAGAUUGAGGAAGCAAUGAGGUUGAUGCGAGAAAUGGAUGAUUUGGGGAUGAAGCCGUAUGAUGAAACAUUUAAUCAUCUAAUUGAAGGUUGUUCGGGAACAGGAUAUUUGGAUGAAAGCUUGAAAUUUUGUGAGAGAAUGGUCAAGAUGGGACUUCUACCAAGUCCUUUGGCAUUUAAUAUGAUGGUUGGUAAGCUUUGUUCAGAUGGGGAGGCAAAGCGGGCUGAUGAAGCUUUGACUGUUUUGUUGGAAAUGGGGUUUGUUCCCGACGAAAACACAUAUUCUCAUCUCGCUAAUGGCUAUAUGACACUUGGUGAUGUGGAGAGGAUUCUGAAACUUUAUUACGAGAUGGAAUAUAGAUCACUUUCUCCAUGUUCUUCAUUUUUAAAUUCCCUAAUAAUUGCUCUUUGCCGACAUGGGAGGGUAAGAGAAGCAGAUGAGUUUUUAAAUUUGUUGAAAGCUAGAUCACUUAUCCCUGGAUCACACACUUAUAAAACAUUGAUUGCGAGUCAUCUGGAGAAGGGGAACAAAACCAGGGCCCAGCAGCUUUGUGAAGAAAUGGUAGAAAUGAGUUGA
Molecule: messenger RNA, 1344 nt
Organism: Coffea eugenioides
Lineage: Eukaryota; Viridiplantae; Streptophyta; Magnoliopsida; Gentianales; Rubiaceae
Product: pentatricopeptide repeat-containing protein At1g66345, mitochondrial-like
Exons: 1
Coding region: 1-1344 (447 amino acids)
Molecular function (GO): protein binding
Source: RefSeq, a predicted model, not a curated record